CUCCCUUUCUGGAACUUGCCCGAGCAUGUUGUUCACGUACUUUUGUUACAGAUGCUGCUAGAAGCAUACAGCAGAAAACAACAAAAACAUCUGGAAAGGUGAGAGUUUAGGUCCCUCAGCAAAAUGUCCAACAGUCUUCAGUUUCAGACGUUUGUUUUUAUAGACACAGAAGCCACAGGCACUGGGGAAGACCGCCCUAAAAUCAUGGAAAUUUGCUUGAUAGCUGUACAUCGCUACUCUGUUGUGAAUACCUUGCUGGACCAUAGAAGACUGCCUCAAAUGCCACGAAUAGUGGAUAAGCUUUGCCUCUGUAUGAAUCCCAAGAAGCUGGUUUCACAGCGAGCAGUGGAGCUCACAGGCCUCAGCAAUGAGAACAUGACAGAAAACCAAAAGCAAGGCUUUGACGAUACAACAGUGACAUUGCUUAAUGCAUUUUUGAAGAAACAGACCCCUCCAAUUUGCUUGGUGGCUCACUUUGGACUGAAAUAUGACUUUCCACUUCUAAAAACUGAACUUCUGCGGCUUAAUGCAGACCUUGCAGGUACCAUAUAUUGCCUAGAUACAUACCAGGCACUGAAGGAAAUCUAUGAAAAGUGUGGUCCAAAGCCCAAAAGAAAAGGCCAAUAUAAACUUAGUGAACUCUACAGGCACUAUUUCAAAGAAUACCCUGCAGUUACACAUGGUGCUGAAGCUGAUGUGGUAACACUUGCCUGUGUGUUCCUUUGUUGUUCCCAGCAGUUGUUAGAGUGGGCAUCACUCAAUAGUAGGAGCUGGGAGGAUAUUCGACCAAUGUAUAAACCCAGUCCUUCCAAGCCUGAGAUCUCCCAUGCUACUCCACAUUAUAUGAGGUCUAGCAAAACUCUAGUGUUUUCUUGAUCUUUGAUUUAUACAGUGGGUACUGUAAAUCUUUUUACUUAUCCAUAUUCUCAAGUUGAAUUUUCUUUUUUUUAAUUUAUUUUAAUUUCUUUCUCUUGUCCUAUAAAUCAAGAACAAGAUAACUGCUGAGAAAAAGUUAAAGAAAUCAGGAGUUUACCUUAAAUAUUGUUGUAAUGCUACCUCAGAAUUUGAAAUGACCAUGAGCAAUUUUUUAUUGGUUUUGUGUGUGUGUGUGUGUGUGUGUGUGUGUGUGUGUGUGUGUGUGUGUGUGUGUGUGUGUGUGUGUGCACUUGCGCGCCUAGUUAACGUUUUACACACAUCUGCACAUGUGCAUCAUGAUGCAUAUUUAUUUCUCUGUUAAUUUGUGUAUUUAUUAUGACAAUGGGCAACAAAGGAAGAAUAUGGAGAAGUAUCUGGGUAUGUGGUCAAGCUUGUCUUACAUCUCUGCUGAAAGAACUAAUGAAUUGAUUUGCUUAAAUGGGUUAUAUUGUUAUAUGUGGCGUCAGAUUUUCAGCCUUUUAUUUAUCUUCCAGAAGUACAUUGGAAGCAUUGCAUAAAUGCAGUGAAGUAUAAUACAGUGUGCAUUAAUUUACAAAGCUGUGAAGCUAGCUUGCUCCUGGGGUGUGUGUUUACUAUAGAACAAAGGAUGGAUGUCUGCUGUAAUAUUUUUCGUCCACACACAAAGAAGAGUAGUCUGUAUAUACCAUCUUUCAGCUCUGUUUUAAGAAAUAUUUCUUAUGUAUCAACCAUAAUGUUCAAGUUGUUUUUAACUUUAUUUUUAAAGUGGUUUACUAAUUUUGUAAAUACUAAUAUUAUAUGCCUGUAUGUAAUUUACAGCCACCUGCUCUCUUGAAACAUAAAAAAACAACUCGAACGUGAAACGAAACAUCUGUCUUUCAGUUGCCAUGGUACAAGAAUUGUAUUAUUAUUGUGAUUAUUGUUAUUAUAAUUUUUUGGCCCUGACCACUACUUUGACCAUCUAUUUUUUCGUCUAGCUAUCUCAUUGACCCAUUUGUUCUCUGAAGGGUGACAGCCCAUUCACUUCUGUGGGGUGAAACUCAAUCACUGGAUAAGUGGCAUCAUCUACAGUAAAUUUUGGGGAUUUCUUUUCUGUUAGUCUUAAUCUCAAAACCCCAUCCUCCAGAACAGUAAUGUGAGAAAUCAGCUGAACGGGUCAUAACCAUGAUCUUCAAGGCUAAAAACAUGGCCUCUAUGGGACCAGAUAACAUCCCAGGCUGCUUACUAAACCAUCUAAAACAGGACCUAGCAGAAUCACUUAGCAUCCUCUUUAGCCACAGCCUGAGCACUGGAUUCAUUCCAGCAGUGUGGAAAACAGCGGCAGUAAUUCUCUUGCACAAAGGGGGUCCAUCAACCAACCCAGGGAACUAUAGCCCCAUAAGCCUAACCAGCCUUAUCUGCGAUGCCAUGGAAAGAAUCAUCAUGGACCUUAUUAACAAAGACAGAGGAGACCUUAAACUCUUGACCUGAUGCAAUUUGGCUUUGUUAAGUGUAGAUCGUGCUUAUUAAACUUGGUGGACUUAUUCAAGAAUGUCACCAAAGUCCUGGAAAAAGGCAAAACAGUACAUACCACCUAUUUUGACUAAGCCAAGACCUUCAACACAGUCCCCAACUCAGGUAUCAUUGAGAAAUUCUCCCAUCUGGGGAUUAACCCUUAUUUCACUAGAUGGAGAGCUAACUGGCGCAUUGACAGAACACAUUCUGUCAAAGAUGGGGAUUUCACCUCUAGUAGUAGAUCAGUUACUAGUGAUGUACCACAAGGAUCUUUGCUGGGUCCUCUGCUGUUUGGAAUCUACUUCUUGGAAGCCCAGGUGAAAGUAGAAAGCAUGUGGCUUACCAAGUUUGCUUAUGAUUGCAAACUGGGUGCAAUCAUUGAGUCCCCUAAUGAUAUUAACAUAUUACAAAAGGGGCUAUCACAGGCAAACAACUGGUGCCAAAGCCAUGGACUAAAACUAAAUGCAAAAAAGUGCAUUAUUAUCCCCUUUGACAAAAGGGAAGUCUCUGCAAAUUACAAUGUAGGCAGUACCCCCUAAGCUCCAACCCAGUGGUGCAGGAUUUAGGAACACAGGUUGAUAGCAAUCUAAACUUCAAUAACCAUGUGUCCACAGUGGUAAGGAAAGCCUUCUAUGUUGCACAUCUCAUAAGUAAGGGCAUCACAUCCAGGACUAAGGAUGUUAUAACUCCUCUGUAGUAAACCCUCUUCAGACCACUCCCUUCUGUAUGUACCUCACCAGACACCUGCAACACCUGCAGCAGCUGGAGAGACCACAGAGGUUUUUCACCAAGAAAAUUCAGGCUCUUCAAAACAUAACCUAUGUGAAUAGACUGAAAGCCCUGUCACUGUACUCUGUAU
Protopterus annectens (West African lungfish) is the source of this 3247-nucleotide messenger RNA. It is a transcript of the gene TREX2, whose product is annotated as three prime repair exonuclease 2. Gene Ontology annotation, biological process: DNA catabolic process. Lineage: Eukaryota; Metazoa; Chordata; Ceratodontiformes; Protopteridae. Gene Ontology annotation, molecular function: nucleic acid binding; 3'-5'-DNA exonuclease activity. The transcript is spliced from 2 exons. The coding region runs from base 124 to 876 and encodes 250 amino acids. Gene Ontology annotation, cellular component: cytoplasm. The record is from RefSeq and is a predicted model, not a curated record.